AUUCGGAUAAUUUCUCAUUGAAGCUGUCUGCGAAAUACCACUGCUAUUAAGCUGCACGUAUUAUAUAAUAAACAGGCUAUGAAGUACCCGGCCGCGUAUCAGCUAGGUCAGUUCAGUCGUCAAAGCGAGUCGACGAAAGAAAAGCCAACCAGCACGCUCUGAGCUACCCCUAGGACCCUGUCAGACCGAACAACGGUGAGAGAUCAUCGAUCGGAGGCGAAUCCACGGCAGAAAGGUCCGAAUCGACGACAAGGAAUCAUCGCCUUGGUAACCAGCGGCAAAACAACGAGACGUGGACACGAUACGUGGAAGAACCGCGGCGAAUCUCUAUCCUCUAUAUGGAUUUUUCGGUCCAAUUCGAUUCACGUCUAGGAAGACGUUGAUCUCUGUGCUCGACAUCGGCUUUUUUCUUCUGUCUGACAUGACAGUUCUGGAGGAUCUCGACUCGAGGCCUCGGGCAUUCAGCAGCUGACGGCAACCAGGCGAUCGUACAUCCGGAGAAAAGCGCUCAACGCUUGGGCAAAGAUGGAUACCGGGUUCUCCUGGAUCGUCUCUAUCGGCUUGAUCGCGCUCGUCGUUUCCGAAGGAUGGGCCAUCGAUUGUUUCAAAUGCGUGUCGAUCGACGGCGACAAUAAGCCCUGCGACGAUCCAUUCCACAACAACGGAAGUCUCGCCUUCUUAGAGUCGCCCUGCUUAGGAGGUCGCAAAGGGCGCGAUGGUCUUUUCCCCGCGACUGCGUGCAUCAAAAUAGCGGGCAUAUAUGAUGAAUCCGGGAUCUCUUUGACGGUGAGGAGCUGCGCGCUGGACAGCGGAACCCUGACGACCGACUCGGAAAUCAUAAGAAUGUCUCACUGCGGAGGGUUCUACUUCGACGACAAGUACGUUCGAGGUUGCGUACAGUCUUGCAACGAUGCGGAUGCCUGCAAUGGAUCCAAGCGACGAGCAGUUUCACUCGUGCUUUUAACUCUAUCGAUUUUUGUCGGACUAAUUUGGCUCGGAUGUCCCACGUAAAGCUCGCGUUAAUUAAAAUCACAGACAAUUAUUGUACAUAUAUAUUAAAAGGGA
Eufriesea mexicana is the source of this 1065-nucleotide messenger RNA. RefSeq lists its product as uncharacterized. NCBI's taxonomy places the organism in Eukaryota, Metazoa, Arthropoda, Insecta, Hymenoptera, Apidae. The record is from RefSeq and is a predicted model, not a curated record. The transcript has 5 exons. Bases 526 to 1011 code for a protein of 161 amino acids.